AUGAACCUCGUUUUUGGCCGAUUUGUCACCACAUUCAAUGACUCUGCCAUUGGCGCCAUCACUCCUGACAAUUCCAUGAAAGAGGUGUCGAGAUAUGCCCUCUACUUCAUCUACCCGUUCAUCGCCAGGUUCUUCCUCGUCUACAUCCAUACCAUUCUCGUGUCCCUCGUCGCCAUUUGUGUCACCUCGGCGCUCCGCAUAGAAUUUCUCCAGAGCCUCCUGCGCCAGGACAUGACCUACUCGACUCCGAUCAUGGCGGCGCCCCGUCGGCCAAGACUUAUCACAUUUGGCGUCGUCUCGACCAUUGUCAUCGUCACCGGCGUCUGCAUGACGAUCGAGGUUAAGAGCGAGAACGAGCUCAUGUCCGUCUGGUCCCAAGCCAGUCUCCUCACGCAAUCAAUCUCAACGACCUCCUCGCAGCGCCGCGAUCGCGACGGAGGCCGUCUUGGCCAUCCACGGGUGGCAUCGCUUCCGCAGGAGAAGAAGAUGCUCUACAUCUAUCAGCAGAGGAUGGACGCCGUGGCCAGUAACUCCACCAAGACGCUGGCUUUCACGAUGCUUUGGUACGCCUUCUUGCAGUCUGUCAACAUGUUCGCUUUGCCUUGA
Emericellopsis cladophorae is the source of this 606-nucleotide messenger RNA. RefSeq lists its product as uncharacterized. Bases 1 to 606 code for a protein of 201 amino acids. NCBI's taxonomy places the organism in Eukaryota, Fungi, Ascomycota, Sordariomycetes, Hypocreales, Bionectriaceae. The transcript has 4 exons. The record is from RefSeq and is a predicted model, not a curated record. Gene Ontology annotation, cellular component: membrane. Gene Ontology annotation, biological process: transmembrane transport. Gene Ontology annotation, molecular function: ABC-type transporter activity; ATP binding.